CUGCUGCUCUUGUCAGGCAAUAUGCAGGGACAGUUGUAUAGUACCUGGAGCUGCAGUCAAUGAAAUUGAGUUGGCUAGAAGAUUGAAAGAAUUCUCCUUUAAGAAAACAGGGUGAUCUAUUAAUUCGCUCUGCUUUUACUUAUUGCAUGAUUAUGUGUUUCACUUGCAUGAAUGGCAUAUGAGAAUAUUUGUGCCUUAAUAGCAGUUUACCUGCCUAACCAUUAUGUCUUUAGAGAAACACUUUCUAAUCUUAUAAAGGGAUUGUUCUGGAUAUGUGUCAAUUGAAGCAAUGUUUGCAUUAUUGUUUUAUAUUACUUAUCAAUGUCUCACAUUUGUCAUGUAGAUUUUGAUCUCUGUUUCUCCUAUAGAUUUUGGAAUUUAUGGUAGAUCUAUAAGUACUAGAUGAGGCUAUUAAUAUUAAAAUGGGAUAUUUUGCAGAUUGUACCAGGAUGCCAUUGCCAAGUUCGCUGAAAGUUUUGAAGUGGUACCAAGAACCCUGGUAGAGAAUGCUGGAGUCAAUCCAAUUGAUAUCAUAUCCAAGUUGUUUGAGAAACAUGCACCUGGAAAUAGCAAAGUGGGCGUUGACUUGGGGGUUUUUUGCUCUCAAAUAUGCUGCAGAUGCAGCCUGCACUGUGCUACGAGUAGAUCAGAUUAUCAUGGCAAAACCAGCUGGAGGUCAAACAAGGAGAGAUCAGCCUGAAGGAAUGGUUGAAGACCAAGUCUUUUGCAGCAUGAUCGAUUGCCUUUCUCUUGUAUCACUUGAAAGAAAAAUUUUGCUUGUGUUUGAGAAUUUUAUGAUAGGUGGUGAUGAUUUGUGUUUUUAGUUAUAUCAAUAAACAAUAUGGGCUAAGAACUGAAAUGCAGAGUUAAUGAGCAUAUUUGACACUAGGAACUGGAUAUUCUUGAUGCGAAACUAAAUCAGAUAUGAUAUUCUAUGAAUAUUUUGUACAUAUGAAAAAAUAUAGUUGGAUAAAAGAGAAAAAGUGCCAGAAGACCGAGCUAUCACUGGUUUCCACAAUAGAGAUAAAAA
Messenger RNA from Durio zibethinus, 1030 nucleotides. The record is from RefSeq and is a predicted model, not a curated record. Lineage: Eukaryota; Viridiplantae; Streptophyta; Magnoliopsida; Malvales; Malvaceae.